AUUUUUCAGGAACCAAUGAGGUCAAAGGCACCGCAGCUACACUUAGAAUAUAGGUUUUACAAAUUAUUAGGUACACAUGGUGAGUAUCGAAUGAGCAUCCUCCAUGCCCGUGGCCGGAAUUUCCAUUUAAAUAAUUCACAUCCCGAUCGAUUAAUGCGACGAAUCGUGCGCAGAGGGUAUACCGGAGGUGUACUACUUCGGUCCUUGCGGGAAGUACAACGCCCUGGUGAUGGAGCUACUCGGACCAAGUCUGGAGGACCUGUUCGACCUCUGCGGUAGGAGGUUUACCCUAAAGACCGUUCUCAAAAUCGCCACGCAAAUCCUCUACAGGAUAGAGUACGUUCACAGUCGGCACUUGAUCUACCGCGAUAUCAAGCCGGAGAACUUUCUGAUAGGGCGAUGCACAACCAAACGGGAGAAGAUCAUCCACAUCAUUGAUUUCGGACUGGCCAAAGAGUACAUAGAUCUGGAGACGAACAAGCACAUACCGUAUCGGGAACACAAAAGCCUGACUGGCACGGCGCGUUACAUGAGCAUCAACACGCACCUUGGAAAAGAGCAGAGCAGACGAGACGAUCUAGAGGCGUUAGGGAACAUGCUGAUGUACUUCCUACGUGGCAGCCUGCCGUGGCAAGGGCUGAAAGCGGACACGCUGAAGGAACGGUACCAGAAGAUCGGCGACACGAAACGGAACACGCCGAUCGAGGUUCUCUGCGAUGGUCAUCCCGAGGAAAUGGCUACGUACUUGCGAUACGUGCGUAGAUUGGAUUUCUUCGAGACGCCCGACUACGAGUACCUGAGGAACCUCUUCCACGAUCUGUACGAGAAACGAGGUUUCGUCGACGACGGUGAAUUCGACUGGAGUGGCAAGACGAUGGAUGUGACAGAACCAGGGGUGGGAGGCGGGGGCGGUAAAUGGGUGGGAACCUCGAGGACAGAUACUGCGAAGCAAUCAGGAGCUGGUGGUACAUUGACACCCGCUGAUAGGCACGGUUCUGUACAGAUGCUGUUGUUUCUUCAAGCGGAAGAAGAAGAAAAGUGGAAGACAAAAGUGACUGUCUAUUAUCGUCAAUCUUGGGGGGGACAAUACAGUGCGCGUGUAACAGAGAGAAGUGCAGAUGAAAUUUUUCUGAGGGGUGUCGCGCGGCAGUGCGCGAGCAGACCGUGGACAAGAAAAACCUGCAGCCAAUCUGGAACGGGGAGAGGGGGAGGGGGUGAAGAGGAGAGGAGAGGCCGUUACCUUGCUGCGUGCCGGAAGUCGAUUUGCUUCUCAAGAUUCGGUGCUGCACACCAUCGUCACGAUGUCACGCCGUCGUCGUUAUCAAAUUAAAAACCACCACCACACAGCCAUCAUUAUUACUGCUAUUAUUAUUAUUGCUAUUACUAUCAUUAUUAUUACCACGAUUAACUUUGCUCUUCUUCUUUUCCUUCUUACGAUUAUUAUUAUUACGGUUACUAUUAAUAUUAUAUUAUUGUCAUAUUAUUUUAUUAUUUUAUUAUCAUUAUCGUUCAUCGUCAUUUCGUCUAUGGUCAUCGUGUUCAAAAUGAAUCGAACAUCGUUCGUCGAUAUUGUCGAAUAUAUAUAUAUAUAUAUAU
Molecule: messenger RNA, 1596 nt
Organism: Heterotrigona itama
Lineage: Eukaryota; Metazoa; Arthropoda; Insecta; Hymenoptera; Apidae
Source: the annotation of a GenBank genome assembly